Molecule: messenger RNA, 1810 nt
Organism: Archocentrus centrarchus (flier cichlid)
Lineage: Eukaryota; Metazoa; Chordata; Actinopteri; Cichliformes; Cichlidae
Product: lissencephaly-1 homolog
Exons: 11
Coding region: 496-1728 (410 amino acids)
Molecular function (GO): protein binding
Source: RefSeq, a predicted model, not a curated record
UGUACGAGAAAAAAAAAAAAAAAACAAGCGAGGAGCGCUGAGAGGAGACGCGACGGACACAGUUUACCUCCACAUCACAAGAUCCGAGUCUGGGAGCGGAAAUUUCACACCCUGUUGGGUCGUGUUACCGUCGGAGACAUCUCAGGAUAUUUACGGGCAGAAACAAUACGAUGCAGUGUAGACUUGGCUGGUGACUGGUCUGCAGGCUCUUCACUACUUCGCCCCGGAGUCAGCCAGCUUGGGGGUGGGGUGGGGGGGCAGAUUCCUGCAUUCCCUUCCUCUCAAUCUCAGUCUUUGUCUGGACAAAACUAACCUGUCUGUCAUUGGAGUACACAAUCCAUCCUCUCCCGUGUUGCUUGGAUCAGCACAGCUCAUCUCCUGCCUGAGGAGAGCGCAGCAGCUGCACAGGAAUCACGUUUUUUUUUUUUUCUCUUCAUUUUUUUUCCCCCUCCCCCUGACUGAUCCCUCCCGGGUCGACCACACUGCCCCGUCACCAUGGUGCUGUCACAACGUCAAAGAGAUGAACUAAAUCGAGCUAUAGCCGAUUAUCUACGUUCCAAUGGAUAUGAAGAAGCAUACUCCACUUUCAAGAAGGAGGCGGAAUUGGAUAAUAAUGAAGAACUGGAUAAGAAGUAUGCCGGCCUUUUGGAAAAAAAAUGGACCUCAGUCAUCAGAUUACAAAAGAAGGUGAUGGAGCUUGAAUCCAAACUGAAUGAAGCUAAAGAUGAGCUUACUCUGGGUGGGCCCGUAACUCAGAAGCGUGACCCCAAAGAGUGGAUCCCACGCCCACCAGAAAAGUAUGCGCUGAGUGGCCACCGCAGUCCAGUCACCCGCGUCAUCUUCCACCCCGUCUUCAGCGUCAUGGUAUCGGCCUCGGAGGAUGCAACAAUAAAGGUGUGGGACUAUGAGACAGGAGACUUUGAGCGCACACUGAAGGGCCACACAGAUUCAGUCCAGGACAUCUCCUUUGACCACACAGGCAAACUGCUCGCAUCCUGCUCUGCAGACAUGACUAUCAAGCUGUGGGACUUCCAAGGCUUUGAGUGCAUCAGGACCAUGCACGGACACGACCACAAUGUUUCGUCUGUAGCCAUCAUGCCCAAUGGAGAUCACAUUGUUUCUGCCUCCAGGGACAAAACCAUAAAAAUGUGGGAGGUGGCAACUGGCUACUGUGUGAAGACCUACACAGGCCAUAGGGAGUGGGUCCGUAUGGUGCGACCCAACCAGGACGGCACACUGAUCGCCAGCUGCUCCAACGACCAGACAGUCCGCGUGUGGGUGGUGGCCUCCAAAGAAUGCAAGGCUGAGCUGCGAGAGCAUGAACAUGUGGUGGAGUGCAUCUCCUGGGCACCAGAGAGCGCCUACCCCACCAUCCUAGACGCCACAGGCACCGAGUCCAAGAAGAGUGGGAAGCCCGGCCCCUUCCUGCUCUCUGGCUCCAGAGACAAAACCAUCAAGAUGUGGGAUGUUAGCACUGGCAUGUGCCUUAUGACACUGGUUGGCCAUGACAACUGGGUGCGUGGGAUUCUUUUCCACCCUGGAGGCAAGUUUAUUGUGACUUGCGCAGAUGACAAGACCUUAAGGAUCUGGGACUACAAGAACAAGCGAUGCAUGAAAACCCUGAGUGCCCACGAACACUUUGUUACCUCUCUGGAUUUCCACAAGGCCGCUCCCUACGUGGUCACCGGGAGCGUAGAUCAAACAGUAAAAGUGUGGGAGUGUCGCUGAUUUGGACCUCGGAGAAUUGGACCACCACCCUGAUCACCCAGGCGCUCCUCCUGCCACCCCACCCCACCCCACCCCACCAAAC